AUGAGAAGUCGCUGGGAGAUGUCGGAGACGAAUGAAGAAGAAAGAGGCGGAGGAAAUUACAAACUGAUAUUCAGUGUUUUUCGACUUCUUUUUAGGUACCGAACACUCUGGUUGUCAAGAAUAAUGUCUUCCCCCGCUGAGAAUACACAGCUUGCAUCUCAUUUGUUUGAUGAACUUCUAGGCUCUAUAAUCAUGGAUGUUUCAUCUGAGUGUCACCGAAUUGCAAGAUUAGGACUUGACCGAAAUUUAGAUGAUGAAGAAGAAGAACUAAGGCUAUCAGCACAAGCUAGGGCAAGAGUAGCAGAUCCAAGCAAUAGUGAAGCAAAUAGCAAAUAUGUUGUUGACAUUUUUGGUCAAACUCAUCCUCCUGUAGCCACUGAAAUAUUCGAUUGCAUGAACUGUGGCAGAGCUAUUGUUGCUGGAAGAUUCGCUCCUCAUUUGGAAAAAUGCAUGGGGAAGGGGAGGAAGGCGCGUGUCAAGUCAACAAGAAGUAGUACAGCUGCUGCUGCACAUAAUCGUUUUGAUUUUUGA
Molecule: messenger RNA, 531 nt
Organism: Lactuca virosa
Lineage: Eukaryota; Viridiplantae; Streptophyta; Magnoliopsida; Asterales; Asteraceae
Source: the annotation of a GenBank genome assembly